Hylaeus volcanicus is the source of this 3512-nucleotide messenger RNA. RefSeq names its product DENN domain-containing protein 1A. Gene Ontology annotation, cellular component: intracellular membrane-bounded organelle; cytosol. The transcript has 15 exons. The coding region runs from base 293 to 3004 and encodes 903 amino acids. Gene Ontology annotation, biological process: endocytosis; endocytic recycling. Lineage: Eukaryota; Metazoa; Arthropoda; Insecta; Hymenoptera; Colletidae. Gene Ontology annotation, molecular function: guanyl-nucleotide exchange factor activity; phosphatidylinositol phosphate binding. The record is from RefSeq and is a predicted model, not a curated record.
GUGUGAUUAUAGUCAGAGUCAGUCAAAGAUGAUAGCUGGUACGGUGCUUGGUGACUGGUAGUGUGAUAGCGAUAGUAGUAUGAUAGUUGCGUCUUGAAACUUGAAACGCCUCUCGUUGUGAGAAAAAAUAAAAAGGAGAAAGUAGUGCUUCGCCUUGCCCGUAACACUGAUAGUACACCGUGCGAUGCAAUUAAAAUUUACAUGAAUGGAAUGCGUUACUGUCAUGUAGCGCAUACAAUGACGUAUAGACGUCAAGAGCACGCCAAGUACUUUUUUUUUUUUCACUGUUAUCAUGGGUUCCAGAUUGAGAGACAAUGUGCAAGUUCUUUUUGAAUGCUUCUGCGAAGUAGCAGCACCGCUAGGAGAAAAUCCACCCUGGAUACUCCAAAAGUAUCCUAGCUCUUUUUUGGAUGACAAAAUACUCAAGUCCAUCCCCCAAUUUGCGUAUCCUUGCGAACUAGAGAAUUUGCCGGUGCAGCAUUUCUCAUUUGUAUUCACCAGUAUAGAUUCGAAAUGGACGUUUGGAUUCUGUCGGCACGAUCCCAAGACGGACACGGCAUUAGUAAUUUUGAGCGCGUUACCAUGGCAUGAAACGUUUUACAAGCUGUUGAACAAUGUUGCAACUCUAAUGAGUAAUGGUACAGGAGAAGAUGUUUGGAAAUUUCUUGAAACUGUAUAUAAAAGUACAGUUCCCCUACCCGGUAGUUCCAUAUCUAUUCCAGUUCCAAAUUCUAAAGUGUAUUUUGUUUGUCAAAGUCCGAAACAAUUUCAACUACCAAGUAUACCAGAAAAUAGAAACUUAACGGAAUAUUAUAGCGCUGUUGAUGCUCACAAUAUGAUGAUAAUAUUCGCUAGUAUGUUAUACGAGCGACGAAUUAUUUUCACUUCGAAACGUCUUUCAAGAUUAAGCGCUUGCGUUCAAGCGUGUAAUGCUUUAAUUUAUCCAAUGAUUUGGCAACAUAUAUAUAUCCCAGUUUUGCCAUUAUCUUUAAUAGAAUAUUUAUCGGCACCCAUGCCGUUUUUAAUCGGGGUACCAGCACCAACGCUUCAGAGAGUACGUAAAAACGAUUUAGGAGACGUAGUUAUUUUGGACGCCGAUAACAAUACCAUAGAAUCUCCCUUUCAGGACUUGGAGUCUCUACCUCAGGACGUAGUAACCAAUUUGAAAAAGGGACUCCGUAACAGACCUGCGCUCCUCGGAGACGGUGUAUCGAGGGCAUUCUUGCAAGCAUUGGUGCAGUUAACUGCUGGCUAUAGGGAUGCGUUAACUAUAGAGCAAGGGAAAAGCAUCACUUUCGAUGAUAACGCAUUCGUGGAAAGCAGACCAUCUUCCAUGCAACCUUUUUUACGAAAAAUGUUGGAGUUGCAAAUAUUUCGACAAUUUAUAGAGGAAAGACUGAACAUGUUUAAUUCCGGGCUUGGCUUUUCGGAUGAAUUCGAAAUGGAAGCUUGCAGCUAUUCCGCUAAAUCUAGUAGUAAGUUUAUGCAACAGUAUCGAGAAUGGACGUACGCCAUGCGAAAAGAAAGUUCUGCAUUUUUCCGCAGCGUAAAAGACAAGGCCAAUCCAGCAGUAAAGUACGCAGUUAAAUCAGUAAAAGACAAGGGAAAGGACAUGAAAACAGCAUACAAGGGUCUAAAAUGGAAAGGUCGGUCAAACAGAAGCGAAACCAGCAUGAGGUUUCACCAACCAAGAUCUGCGCCCAGUUCGCCAACGUCGGAUAGAAGACCCAUCGACUUCGCGUCUCCGCCAAAAUCGCCAAAUGGUUUCACAGCGACUACUAGUUACAGGAAAGAUCUUCGAAUACGUAAUAGCAAUUUCACGGAUUCAAGCAGGAAGCAAUAUUCGCCGUUGAGCCCUAGUUCUCCUGAAGAAUCUGAUUCUCCGCCGGAACGGGUAAACAUUGACCUUAUGCAAGAACUUCGCCAUGUGAUAUUUCCAAAUACACCUCCUGUUGAUAGAACAUUGAAACCAGUACGCAGUUUAGACAGCUUGAGACCUGCAUGGAAUGGGCACAUGCGGCACGGCCCUCCACCUAGUACAGUUAUCGCAAACCCGAUUUACAUGUCUUCCGUAAAACCAUCGUCCCACCAAAUUCCACAUUCCACUAGUUCGUUCGAUUCUUUAAAUCCAGAAACGAAUAAAGCUGAAGAAGAAAUCAACAAACCAUCGUUGUCGCCUGUUUUGAAAAAAAACUCAGGCAACGAACAGUCGAGUGAUGUCUUACACGAUCUUCGGGUUAACGAGUUUAUAAAACGUAGUUAUUACGCAUCUUUCAAUCCGCAGCAAUCGAAUGCUAAGACACGUAAAAAUAAUUUAGAAAAUUACUCCAAACGCGUUAAAUUUUACGCCGACGAUGCUUUUACAAAUUACGAUUCGGAGGAGGAUGACCAUUCGUUCGACGCGUGUUUGAAAAGUAUAGAUCCCGAUACCCAUCCGAAAGAGAACGAUCCCUUCGAUACCAGCAAAGUGUUUACGCCUUCCUAUUUGCAACCAUCAAUUUUUCAUGAUCCAAACGCAUCGUUGUCUGUUAAUUUUCAUGCUGCAUCCCAUGCAUUCAGUAGUACAUCCUAUUCUGCACUUCCAAAGAACUCUCCAGAAGUGCCAGAUUUAAUUAGAUUAGACUCGACGACAAGCAGCGACGACUUUGACCCGCUGCUUUCCAGAUCCUCGGAAGUGACGAGUUCCAAACAGAUGACUCAGUCGUUGCAUAUACCGGAAAUGGGCGAGGGCCUUAGCAAUCCGUUGUAUCCGUACUUCCAACCUUCGCACAAAAAUACCGAUAACCCACAAAAAUCUUCUGAUAACUUCGGCGACCUGGAUUUGUUGCAAGCCUACGGCUUGGACUUUAAUAAAUUUAGCAUAAGUAACGGCGAUUCGCCGACGAGAAACUCCACAGUAUGCAACGCAUCCAAUAACAGUAUUAGCAACGUCGAUAACACGUUUAGUUUAACGUUGAACGCGCCUGCCAUUAAAUCGCAAAACAAUUGGACGAAAUUCGAAUAGUUCAUUAAACAAAUUCACGUUCACAUAUCACGAUUGUACAUAUAACGUUAGUAUCGCUUUUUUGUUUUAUUGUUAUUCGUGUAAGGAUAAGCGCAUCGUUGAACGCCUACAGAAAAUCAGUUGUUAACAAGUGUCGCGGAGGAACGGUGAAUAGAAUUAACGUUAAUCGUAAUAUCGUAACCAUUCGCAAAACGCAAUAUAAUGGUUUUGCUCUGUAGCACAAUUAUAACACUUGCGUUCUCGAAUACUUUUUCUAUCGAGAACAGAUCGUGUCGAAUUCGCAACACUUUUAAACGUCCAUUUACGCCUGGUUUCGAGCAAUUUCCAAAUCGCCGUAUCUUCCAAAGUAAAUCGUAAAUAUCGCGUACAAAGUUUGUUUCCAUCGACGCAUCCAGUUGCGAAUAUUGUAAUUAUCGUAAAACAACAUGAUACGAGAUAUUAGUCGAGAAGUGACAUUCUUAAAAAAAAAAAAUAUAUAUAUAUAUAUAUAUAUAUGAUUUAAUAUUAU